AACCUAAAAUAUUAAUAAUUUAUAAUACAAUUUAUUUUACCCUCACUUUCUUGCAUAUUAUUAUUAUAUUAGUGUAUACUUUUUUGUGAAUAGAAGAGCACGUUAAUAUUUAAAUAUAUCAAAAAAUAAUGAAUGUAUUCAGUGGAGGUUUAAAAUUACUUAUUACAAGGAAUAUCUCUAAAGGUAUAUUAAAAAGAUCUGUUGCUUUUAAAAGUGUUCUGUCAUUAGAUAAUUUGUAUCCUUCUAGCAGCUUAGAACUGACGACUCCAAAUGUGCCUGUUUGUAAAAGGCAUGAGAAGUUCUCUGGUUAUAUUCCCAUAGAUGAACUUAAUAUUACGUAUAGCAGGAGUUCUGGUCCAGGAGGACAAAAUGUGAACAAAGUUAAUACAAAAGUUGAUGUAAGAUUUCAUCUACAAUCAGCUAAAUGGCUCAAUGAUGAACUUAAAAAUAAACUGUUUGAAAAAUUAAAGUCGAAAAUAACUAAAGAAGGCUAUUUAAUAUACAAAUCAGAUCUUACGAGGUCACAGCAAUUAAAUUUGGCUGAUUGUUUGGAGAAGAUUAGAAAUACCAUAUAUGAAUCUGUAAUUAAGAAACCAGAACCUUCUCCCGAGACUGAGGAAAUAAUCAGAAGAAGAAUGGAAAAGGCAGCAAAGGAGCGUUUAAUGCAGAAAAGACAUAAAUCUAUAUUAAAAAAUGAAAGAAGAGCACCAGUUGAUGUAUUAUAAUAGUUUGUGCAAUUUACAGAAAUUAAAUUUAGAUCACCAUUCCUCGCUUUUAAUAAAAGUUCUUUUGUGACAGAAAGUUGCAAAUUAAGGUUCAUUUAAAUGUAUUUCUCCAAAGGACUGUCGGGUUAUUAAUUAGGUAGAUUGGUUAGGCCGGAUUAUAUUUAAGUUAUCAGCCAAGUAGAAAUUCGAAACAAUUAUAAAUAAUAAACUAUUCAUUAUCUACA
Messenger RNA from Anoplophora glabripennis (Asian longhorned beetle), 949 nucleotides. RefSeq names its product peptidyl-tRNA hydrolase ICT1, mitochondrial. Gene Ontology annotation, molecular function: translation release factor activity. The transcript has 3 exons. The record is from RefSeq and is a predicted model, not a curated record. Gene Ontology annotation, cellular component: mitochondrial large ribosomal subunit. Lineage: Eukaryota; Metazoa; Arthropoda; Insecta; Coleoptera; Cerambycidae. The coding region runs from base 129 to 725 and encodes 198 amino acids. Gene Ontology annotation, biological process: mitochondrial translational termination.